AAAUAAAGAAAUAUAGAUAUGAAAAACAAUCCAUCUUGCGAAAAGAGCCGACGGGAAGGAUUUUUAACACCAUUACAGUGCAGCAGAAGGGCCAUCUUUCCCCAAUUUUAUCUCUGGCCAGAAUCUUUCCAGUGUUCUAUGCUGUUAUCUGACGUUCUACAUUAUUACUACUUCAAGUCGCAUUCAAUUUACGUAGAAGCUUAGCUGUUCGAUUCUUGCAGAGGCGAAUCAUUUUUUCUUUUUGGUUUUAUUAUAAAGGAUAUAAUGGCUGCCGGCAUGGGCAACGGAACCCUAGAAUCGGAGGGCGCCGUCAAGGAUCUACAGCAGGCGGUUUCAAACGGCGGGCUUGAGGUCAAUCCCGGCGCUAAAAAUGGACCUGUCAGUGCUAAAAAAGCGAAGGAAAUUGAACGGCGACGGAGGAGAAGAAAGCAGAAAAAGAAGAACAGGGCCGCCAAUGGUACACAGUCUGAGAAUGACAGUGAAGGCGAAGAAGAACGAGAUAAUGAUAAAGACGAAAAUAAGUUCCUGGGACAAAUUGAGGUAGAGUAUGUAGUAGAAAAGGCUAGUUUUGAAGAUGAGCUUCUCGAGGACUUCAAACGCGUGUUCCAUUUUUUUUCAUUGGGAGAUGCCAUGGCUGGCGGAAAAAAGGAUGAUGAAGUAAAGGAGGAUGCAGCUUCAAAUCUGGCAGCAAAAAAAAAGUUAGACUCUGAUUCAGAUGAGGAGGAUGAACAAGAAACACAAACUAAAGAAAGAGGGGUCUCAAAUAAGAAGAAAAAGCUUCAGCGUAGAAUGAAAAUUGCUGAGCUUAAGCAACUGUGCUCUAGGCCAGAUGUUGUUGAGGUAUGGGAUGCAACAGCAGCAGAUCCAAAGUUGCUCGUGUAUUUGAAAUCUUAUCGUAAUACUGUUCCUGUUCCCAGACAUUGGUGUCAGAAACGGAAAUUCUUACAGGGAAAGCGUGGUAUUGAGAAGCAACCCUUCCAACUUCCAGACUUCAUUGCUGCAACUGGUAUUGAAAAAAUACGUCAGGCAUACAUUGAGAAAGAGGAUAGUAAGAAGUUGAAGCAGAAACAGAGAGAAAGAAUGCAACCAAAGAUGGGCAAGAUGGACAUCGAUUAUCAGGUUCUGCAUGAUGCUUUUUUUAAGUACCAAACAAAGCCCAAACUAACUACUCAUGGCGAUCUUUACCAUGAAGGCAAAGAAUUUGAGGUGAAGCUGCGGGAGAUGAAACCUGGAGUUCUGUCACGGGAUUUGAAAGAGGCACUUGGCAUGCCUGAGGGUGCACCACCUCCAUGGCUCAUUAAUAUGCAGAGAUAUGGUCCUCCUCCUUCGUAUCCACAUCUAAAGAUAGCAGGUUUAAAUGCACCGAUUCCUCCUGGUGCUAGUUUUGGCUAUCAGCCUGGAGGGUGGGGAAAGCCUCCUGUAGAUGAAUAUGGACGCCCCCUGUAUGGAGAUGUCUUUGGCGUUCAACAACAAGAGCCUGUUACUUAUGAGGAGGAGCCUGUUGACAGGAGUAAACACUGGGGAGACCUGGAGGAAGAAGAGGAAGAGGAAGAGGAAGAAGAGGAAGAAAUGGAUGAAGAAGAGAUUGAGGCUGGAAUCCAGUCAGUUGACAGCCUUUCCAGUACUCCUACUGGUGUUGAAACACCUGAUGUUAUUGAUCUUCGCAAACAACAAAGGAAAGAACCUGAGAAACCAUUAUAUCAAGUACUUGAAGAAAAGGAAGAGCGCAUUGCACCAGGAACACUGCUGGGAACAACUCAUACAUAUGUGCUUGGUGGAACAGAUAAAACAGCUGCGAAACGGGUGGAUCUUUUGCGUGGUCAGAAGUCUGACAAAGUGGAUGUCACACUUAGACCAGAAGAAUUGGAGGCCCUUGAUGAUGUUACUCUUGCUGCUAAGUAUGAGGAAGCUAGAGAGGAAGAAAAAAUGCGACAUCAACGAGAGGAUUUCAGUGACAUGGUGGCAGAGGUUGAAAAGAAGAGAAAACGGAAACUUCAAGAGAAGGAAGGGGGAAAGAAUAAGAAACAAAAGGAUUUCAAAUUUUAAGAAUUUGGAUAUUUUUCCCUUUUCAUGUUUAUGGACAAGAAUUUUGACCCAAUUGAUCUAAUGUUGUUCAGGAAAACCCAUUCUGCCAAUUUGAUAUAUACUGAUUUCUUAUUUGUACAAGGUACUGUGACAUGUAUCGAAGUUGACCAUUUGGAUCUUGAGUUUGUUUGCUGCAGUUGUCAUGCAGAUAACCAUAGAGGAAGGCAAUGCGGUGGGCAUUCAUGAAGAUUUGUCAUUUCUUUUUAAGCUUAUAUUUGGGAACUAAUGGUGAUGUAUCCACUGCAUGAUAUAAGCCACUAAAGUUGUGUAUGUGUUUUGCAAGUUAAUAUCUUAAGUCACUGCAAUUGACUUUCUUA
Messenger RNA from Cryptomeria japonica (Japanese cedar), 2402 nucleotides. RefSeq lists its product as uncharacterized. The transcript has 19 exons. Lineage: Eukaryota; Viridiplantae; Streptophyta; Pinopsida; Cupressales; Cupressaceae. The coding region runs from base 265 to 2046 and encodes 593 amino acids. The record is from RefSeq and is a predicted model, not a curated record. Gene Ontology annotation, cellular component: catalytic step 2 spliceosome; U12-type spliceosomal complex; precatalytic spliceosome. Gene Ontology annotation, biological process: mRNA splicing, via spliceosome.